UCUGUGACAAAACAGAGCACCAAAAUCCAGAUAAGGAAAGUAACAUUAAAAAGGUAGCAAAUACACACUACUUUUUGCUCUCUCUCACACUCUCUCUCAUCUGCACAUUAAAUUCACCAAAUCCCUUCUCUCUGUCACACACUCUCUCAUCUGCACAUUAAAUUCACCAAAUCCCCUUCCAGGAUUUAUAUAUAAAGGCCUUUGAUUGAACAAUUAUUCCACCAAGAUCUGCAAUAUCAGCCAACCCACCACAGCUUUUAUUGGGUGUCACUGCUUUAAGAAGCCAGAGAGAGGCUUGUUCAUUUGUCUCUGUGAAGAGAGAAGAAGAAGAAGAGAACCAAGAAAGCAAGCAAAGCAUGGAGGUGGGUCAGUUGCAGAGACAGUAUGUUGAGUACACAACAUCGUUGUUUCGUGAGGGGUUUCUUGAUAGUCAGUUCACACAGCUCCAGCAACUGCAAGAUGAGAGUAACCCUGACUUUGUGGUGGAAGUGGUGUCUCUCUUCUUUGAAGAUUCUGAAAGGCUUCUCAAUGAUCUCAACAAAGCUCUAGAUCAGAAGGGUGUGGAUUUCAAGAAGGUUGAUGGCAACGUUCACCAGUUGAAGGGUAGCAGCUCCAGCAUAGGUGCAAAUAGGGUUAAAAAUGCGUGCGUUGCCUUUCGCAACUAUUGUGAGGAACAUAACACUGAAGCGUGCUUUGGAUGCCUGCAACAAGUGAAACAAGAGUACGUGCUUGUGAAAAACAAGCUUGAAACUUUAUUCGGGCUUGAGCAACAAAUUUUGGCUGCUGGUGGAUCAGUUCCCAUGAUGGAAUGAGCGAUUUUCAAAGUUACAAAAAUACAGUCAAUGUGAGUAAAAUUCGGGGUGGUGGUGUUAUGAAGCUUUUGUUAGUUGUUUUUCAAAUGUUCACUUGACCUAAUCAAUGGUUCUAUAAGCUACUGAGCUUGUGCUUGUAUGAAUUUUAAGAACACCUUUUUAAUGAAUUAGCCAUUUGAUGACCUAAUUCGCUAUA
Messenger RNA from Camellia sinensis, 1008 nucleotides. RefSeq names its product histidine-containing phosphotransfer protein 1. The record is from RefSeq and is a predicted model, not a curated record. Gene Ontology annotation, biological process: phosphorelay signal transduction system; phosphorylation; cytokinin-activated signaling pathway. Gene Ontology annotation, molecular function: histidine phosphotransfer kinase activity; protein histidine kinase binding. NCBI's taxonomy places the organism in Eukaryota, Viridiplantae, Streptophyta, Magnoliopsida, Ericales, Theaceae. Gene Ontology annotation, cellular component: nucleus; cytoplasm.